Candidula unifasciata is the source of this 1260-nucleotide messenger RNA. The record is from the annotation of a GenBank genome assembly. Lineage: Eukaryota; Metazoa; Mollusca; Gastropoda; Stylommatophora; Geomitridae.
AUGGCGGACUUGGAAUUCAUGGAGAUGAAUAUCUCGUUUGAAGAUGUUGACAGUAACAACAGAAACAGCAACAACAAUUUCAACCACUCUUUGCACAGCGAUUGGGUGCGGCUGAUCAUCCAGAAAGAAGUACAAGAGCGCCAGUUUGAUCCUGUCACUGAGGCUGUUUUAGUCCUGUUUUUUGCCUUUCUCAUCACGUUUGGAGCGAUCGGCAACGGUCUCGUCAUGUUUGUGGUGAUCAGAAACCCAGCCAUGCGAACGCCAAGGAAUAUCUUCAUCAUCAACCUGGCCAUCUCGGACUUCACUCUGUGCCUCUUCACACAGCCCCUGAACUUGUACUUGCUGCUGUUCAAACACUGGAGUCUCGGUGAAUUCAUGUGUAAGUUCGUCACCAUGGCGCAGGGAACUAACCUCUUCGUCUCUACAAUCAGCAUAACGGCUAUAGCCCUGGACCGUUUUCAGGUAAUCGUGUACCCCACUAAAGACAGCAUGAAAAAAAUCGGUGCCGCCAUCGCUCUACUCUCUAUUUGGAUUAUCUCGUUUCUCAUUGCCAGUCCUGCUCUGCUGUUCUCAGUGGUGCAUCGCCGUUUGUGGCUUGAAGAAGUUCCCAAUCUCUAUGUGUACAUGUGUAUGGAAGAUGUCAGUCUAGAGAUUGAAAAACGAGCUUACAGCGUAGCACAGAUGGUCGUUCAAUAUGUGCUGCCCUUCUUCAUUUUAAGUGUUGCACAUUUACGCAUCUGCAACAAACUCCGUUACCGCAUGGUUGCUCAAAAUGGCCCCACAACUGCCUCAACAUCAUUUCAACGUAAGAAGAAUGAACGCAGAAGUCGGAGAAAACGGAAAACGAACCUUCUCCUUGCAGGAAUUGCUCUUGUGUUUGCCCUGAGCUGGCUUCCGUUAAACGUUUUUAAUUUAUUGAUCGAUUUUAGAGGCGAAUACUUCACUGGUCGCAUGGAUAUAAAGCUGGCAUACGCCAUUUGCCAUAUGCUGGUACUUUGUUCAGGCUGCUUCAACCCAGUCUUGUACGGAUGGCUGAACGAUAACUUCCGAACGGAGUUUGUAAACGUUCUGUGUUGUCCCUGCUGUGGUAUAACAAGAAACCGAAUCAAAAGGUUCUGCUGCAGAUCACGACAGGCUACAGGUAUUCCCGCCAUAACACUGACAAAAGUCAGCAACGGGCAGUCCCUUGCUCUGGAUGAAGGUGCGGGCAACAGCAAAGCUGAUGCGCUCACUGUACAGUACCAAGCACAAACCCCUUAA